Messenger RNA from Cynara cardunculus var. scolymus (artichoke), 1451 nucleotides. Its product is annotated as protein SGT1 homolog B-like. Gene Ontology annotation, cellular component: nucleus; cytoplasm. The transcript has 10 exons. The record is from RefSeq and is a predicted model, not a curated record. Bases 107 to 1225 code for a protein of 372 amino acids. Lineage: Eukaryota; Viridiplantae; Streptophyta; Magnoliopsida; Asterales; Asteraceae. Gene Ontology annotation, molecular function: protein-folding chaperone binding. Gene Ontology annotation, biological process: defense response to fungus; protein stabilization.
AUAUCGGAUGCCUUUCUUUUCCACACUACGUUAAAAACCUCAAAUCAAGCAAUCACCAUUCUAUUUCGUCUUCCUCCUCGGCGUCUAGAGAGUUCUCUGCAAGUCAAUGGCGUCCGAUCUCGUCACCAAAGCUAAUGAAGCUUUCAUUGACGACCACUUUGAACUCGCCGUUGACCUCUACUCGCAGGCCAUCCUCAUCAACCCUACCAACGCCGACCUCUUAUCCGACCGCUCUCAGGCUAACAUCAAACUCAAAAACUUCACUGAAGCUGUUUCUGAUGCAAACAAAGCAAUUGAGUUGGACCCCUCGAUUUCAAAAGGAUAUUUGCGCAAAGGCAUUGCAUGCUUCAAUCUUGAAGAAUAUCAGACUGCCAAAACAGCCUUUGAAGCUGGUGCUUCUUUAGUUCCAGAAGAUACAAGAUUCAGAGAUUGGAUAGAGAAGUGUGAGAAAUGCAUUGCAGAGGAAAAUGGUGAGCUACCCACACAAUCAUUGGAUGCAACCCCCACUGAGGUUGUGGCUACUCCCUCUCAAGCACCAGAAGAACCUGAUGCAGAUCCAAAAGAUGCAGAACAAGUAAAGAGCAUCCCCAGCGAGGUGGCGACCAGGAUGCCGGCCAAACCAAAAUACAGGCAUGAGUACUAUCAGAAACCGGAGGAGGCAAUUGUGACUAUAUUUGCAAAGGGCAUACCAGCUGAGAGUGUCUCGGUUAACUUUGGGGAACAAAUACUAAGUGUAACAAUUGAUGUGCCCGGAGAAGAGGCAUAUAUUUUUCAACCUCGCUUGUUUGGAAAGAUAAUCCCUGCAAAGUGCAGAUACAUCGUUCUCUCAACCAAGAUAGAAAUCCGUCUUGCAAAGGUGGAACCAAUACACUGGACAUCUCUUGAAUUUAGCAAAGACACUCUAGUUGUGCGAAGCAGCAGUGUCUCUUCAGGUGGUAAUCAAAGACCUGUGUACCCUUCCUCGAAGCCGACAAAAGACUGGGAUAAACUUGAAGCUCAAGUUAAAAAGGAGGAAAAAGACGAAAAGCUCGAUGGCGAUGCGGCUCUGAACAAAUUUUUCCGCGACAUAUAUCAAGAUGCAGAUGAGGAUACAAGAAGGGCCAUGAGAAAAUCUUUUGUGGAGUCGAAUGGAACAGUGCUGUCGACAAACUGGAAAGAGGUGGGAUCGAAGGAGGUGGAAGGAACUGCUCCAGAUGGUAUGGAAUUGAGGAAAUGGGAAUACUGAAGUUUUUGUGAUGGUGGGUGGAUCUUGUUCUUUCUUGGAAGUUGUCUAUAGUCUCUUUCUUUAAGCCAAAAAAAGGUACCUUUUCAGUACUAGUUAUCUUCUUUUUCUGUCGUAAAGAGUUUUCGGUUGCUGUUUUGGUUUAAUAUAAAUUAUAUUGUCGUCCACAUUUUAAUGACGAUAUAUUUGUUUGAAGAACUGUGUGUUGGAAUUUAGUUACGGUUUACCA